Zea mays is the source of this 1798-nucleotide messenger RNA. RefSeq lists its product as uncharacterized. Lineage: Eukaryota; Viridiplantae; Streptophyta; Magnoliopsida; Poales; Poaceae. The record is from RefSeq and is marked validated. Bases 44 to 1474 code for a protein of 476 amino acids. The transcript has a single exon.
CCGCUCAUCACUGAACAACCCCCGGCGGCAACCCUCCCCACAGAUGGCCGGCGAACCCAGCGCCGCCGUGGCAUCGGGGCCCGAAUCCGCGGCCGAGGCCGACCGCCUCCUGGCGCUGGCCGAGUCGGAGCUCUCCGCGGGCAGGCUCCGAGCCGCGCGCAGGCACGCCCUCCGCGCCGCCCGCCUGUACCCGACCUCCCCGCGCGCCCCGGUGGUGGCCACCGCCGCCAACGUGCUCCUCGCCGACGCCUCCUCCCACCACGCCGCGCUGCUGCUGCCCGAACCCGACGACCCCGACGCCUCGCCGCUCUCCGCCUCCGAGCUCCGCCGCCACUUUAAGUCGCUCGUCAAGUCCCUCCGCGUAGGCCUCGACGCCGCCACCGCAGCCGCCUACCCCUCCGUCGCCGCCGCCGCUGAGGAGGCACUCGGCCGCGCCACCGAGGCCUACGAGGCGCUCACCGCCCCUGCCCCUGGGACCUUCUGGACCGCCUGCGCCGGGUGCCGCCUCCUCCACGAGUUCGAGCGCAAGUAUGUGGGAUACCGCCUCGCCUGCCCAUCCUGCCGCCGUACCUUCAUCGCCGUGGAGGUCACACCUCCGCCGGAGGACGAACCCGUUGCCCGUAGGCCUGCGCCUCAGCGGCUGCCACCGGCCAAGAGGCCGGAGAAGAUGGAGAUGACGCUCGCCGAGAUGCAGCUCCAGCUCGUCAAGAAGCGGAGGGGCGCAGAGGUUCCGGAGACCUCUUCCCGAGACUUGGUGGUGGCGGAGGAGGAGGAGGACGCCGCCGCCGAGGAGGCUGAGGCGGAGAACAACCAUUUAGACCUGAUGCCCGUGGAGGACUCCGACUUCUACAACUUCGACGCCGACCGUGGCGAGAGGUGCUUCAAGAGAGGCCAGCUGUGGGCUCUGUACGUCGACGCCGAUGGCAUGCCGCGGCACUAUGCGCUGGUGGAUGAGGUGCAGCGAGGCACCCAGUUCAGGGUGCAGAUACGGUGGCUCGAUGGCGAGGAGGGGAAGCCGGGGAAGCCAUGCGGUCAGUUCAAUGUUGGGAGAGCAGACACCGUGGAUUCGGUGAACGUCUUCUCCCACCUUCUGGCCUGCGAGAGGGCAGCGAGCGAGGUGUACCGGGUUUAUCCCAGGAAGGCCUCGGUUUGGGCGCUCCAUGGUGGCGACAGGGCGAAGAUAAAGUAUGACAUCGUGGUGAUCCUCAGUGGUUACGAUGAUCGGUAUGGUGCCAGCUUCGGGUACCUGGAGAAGGUGGAGGGCUUCAGGAGCAUCUUCACACGCCGGGACAUCGGAAGCCAUGCUGUCCACUUCCUUCAGAAGGGUGAUCUUGGGGCGCUUUCGCAUCAGAUACCAGCCAGGAAAGUGCCCAAGGGCGAGGGAUCGGUCCUGCCUCCCGGGGAUUGCUGGGAACUUGAUCCUGCAUCGUUGCCUCCCGAGUUGCUGUGCCUGUGCAUCGAACCACCGAAAUGACCUGCUUAUGGUGUCAAAGGUUGUUGCAGGUGUUUUAGUUGUUAGGAUCGGCUGUGUAUAUGGCACAUAAAUCGCAGAGGAAGGCUGCUGGUUUGUUCUGCCAUGUCAAAUAGUAUGAGGAUCCGUCUGAUUUGCCAACUCUAGCUGGGCACUGCUCAUGUUUAUGAUCCUUCUUCAUGUAGUUUCUCAGGUAGCAUGAUUAAACUUGUAGCUAUUUGAGUGUUAAUUCCUGGUACCCAUGGUGUAUGACAUGAAUGGUUUUUUGGUACUGAUGGCAGACUAACACUGCUCUGGUAUAUGGAUGAUUCUUAUGAACUUCCUUUA